Molecule: messenger RNA, 2112 nt
Organism: Neltuma alba
Lineage: Eukaryota; Viridiplantae; Streptophyta; Magnoliopsida; Fabales; Fabaceae
Product: histone-lysine N-methyltransferase ATXR2
Exons: 15
Coding region: 125-1609 (494 amino acids)
Molecular function (GO): methyltransferase activity; protein binding
Source: RefSeq, a predicted model, not a curated record
AAUAGAGACCGGGGAGGGAUCAACCGAAAACAUUGAUACGAGGGAGCUGCUACCAGGUUUUGGGGCGCCGUCUCAUUAUUGUUCCAUACACAGCGCCUUGUGCUUCUCCCAUUCCUCUCUGACAAUGGAGUCCAUUUGCCCAAUAGACGCGCGGUGUGCCAAUGAAAUUGCAGCACUUCUCAGUCCUCCGUCACCUCUUGAAGUUCAGGAAUAUUAUCAUAAGCUUUUAUCUACAAGGAAAUGCAGUAGUAUCAUAGUCAAACAGGAUGGAAACUUUGGAAAGGGUGUGUAUGCUGCCGUGGACUUCGAUGAAGGGGAGCUUGUUCUGAAAGAUCAAAUGCUAGUUGGGGUUCAACACUCUUCCAACAAGAUUGACUGUUUUGUCUGUAGCUCCUGCUUUCGUUUUAUUGGUUCUAUAGAACUUCAAAUUGGAAGGAGGCUUUACUUACAAGAAUUAGGGGCUGAGAGUCAUGGUUGCGAUAUGGGUGACUCCUCAAACACAUCAAAACACAAAAAUGACAAAGAUUCAUCUGAUGGAGAGGACAAUUCAUAUAAAAAAAAGGAGGAUGGCGCUGGAGAAUGUAGUUUUGGCAGUUCUGAAGCUAAAAUUCAUCUCCCUGAAGGUGUUGUUCAAUCAUUAAUGAACGGCCAUAUGGUGCUGCCUUACUCUAAGGAGUUCUCCUUGCCGCCAGCUGUUCCAUGUCCAGGUGGAUGUGGAGAGUCAUUCUACUGCAGUACAUCAUGUGCAGAGGCUUAUUGGGAAUCCUGUCAUUCUUUGAUUUGUACUGGUGAGAGGUCUGAUGCAGCACGGAGGGAGGCACUUCUAAAAUUCAUCAAACAUGCUAAUGAAACAAAUGAUAUAUUCCUCCUUGCCGCAAAGGCUAUUUCUUCCACCAUAUCAAGGUACCACAAGCUAAAAGAGAGAUAUCUUUUAGAGAAAGGUAAAUAUGAUAAGUCACAUCUUUCAAACCGUUGUGAUCUCACUAUUCUUUUGGAGGCUUGGAGACCUAUAGCAGUGGGACACAAGAGAAGGUGGUGGGACUGCAUCGCAUUGCCAGAUGAUAUUAAUUCUUCUGAUGAAGUUGCUUUCAGGAUGCAGAUAAGAGACUUGGCAUUUGAGUCACUCCAACUUCUAAAGACAGCUAUAUUUGACAGCGAGUGUGAACCAUUAUUCUCCCUGGAAAUAUAUGGGCACAUCAUUGGCAUGUUUGAGCAAAAUAAUCUUGAUUUGGUGGUAGCUUCUCCUGUGGAAGAUUACUUUUUAUACAUUGAUGAUCUAAGAUAUCCUGAAAAGGAAAAAGCUGAGGAAAUCACGCAACCAAUCCUGGAUGCUCUCGGUGAAGACUAUUCCAUUUGUUGCCAGGGAACUGCAUUUUUUCCAUUGCAAAGCUGCACGAACCAUUCCUGCUGUCCUAAUGCAAAGGCGUUCAAAAGAGAGGAGGAUAGAGAUGGUCAAGCAACGAUAAUUGCACUGAGGUCCAUUCAUAAAGGAGAAGAGAUAACAAUCUCAUAUGUCGAUGAGGAUCUUCCAUUCGAAGAGAGACAAGCAUCCCUUGCAGAUUAUGGUUUCAGAUGUAGGUGCCCAAAGUGCGUUGAAGAACAACCAUAGUACCGAAAUUUAAUGGAAACAAUCGCGAACUGUAGCUUUUUUUUUGUUGAAGACAACAUGUGUUCUUUAUACAAAGGAUAUUGAAUCAAGAUUAAAAGAAAGUAGAAGUUAAAGAUCAAAGGAAGCAGUGACUCGCGAGAUGCACUGCAACUACUACAAGAUGGGGGUGGAUCUUCACAUCCACUAAGAGAAGAGAUCUAUGAGACACCGUCCAUCAUUUUCUCAGACUGGGACCUGGAAGCAUAUCAUUCUUACAGGGAGGCGCUACUAUGUACGGACUACGUAGCAGGGAAUGCUCAUCAAGUGUCUAUGGAGUUGAACCUGAUUCAAGAUACUCAAUGUUUUUGUGUUCAUCAAAUGCAACAAGAUUUGGUGAAUAGCCGGAGGGUGUCUUUAUCCUAGGUUUAGAAGUUCUGUUUUAAUCUGUCAUUACAAGCUCACGUUUGCCUUAUUGAAAAAAAAUCAAAGGGAGCAUGCGCUAUUUCUAAUAUUCGUUUCGUACC